UCAUGUCCAGAGGCGCGCGCGGGCUGUGCGCUCUGGCGCUUCUGUGCGCGCUCGGCCUGGCCCAGCCCUGCGGCCCCGGCCGCACCCUGCGCGGCACGGGGACGGACGCGCGCUGCUGCCGCUCGUGCGCGCCGGCCCAGGACGCCUGCCCCGAGCCGAACUGCACCUGUGCCACCCCGGAGUUCCACUGCGGGGACCCCGGCUGCAGCAGCUGCAAACAUCACCCCUGUCCCCCUGGCCAGCGGGCGCAGCCUCACGGAAAAUUCGUCUUUGACUUCGACUGUGUGGACUGUGAACCUGGACGCUUCUCCGGGGGCCGUGAGGGCCACUGCAGGCCAUGGGCAGACUGCUCCCAGUUGGGGUUCUCCACCGUGUUCCCGGGAAACAGGACCCACAACGCCGUGUGUGUCCCGGGGUUCCCGCCGGCUGCUGGGCGCAGCGGGUCGUCCGUGGCUCUCCUCGCUGUGGCUGCUUGCAUCCUGGUCCUGGUUGGGGUCCAACUGAGCCUGCACCUCUGGCAGCUGAGGCGGCCCCAUGUGUGGUUUCCAGGGAGCCCGCUGCUCCAGGACGCUGCUGCGGGCCGGGGGCCGCCCGCGGACGAUUCCUGCAGCUGCCAGUUCCCCCAGGAGGAGCGGGGUGAGCAGCGGCCGGAGGACAAGGGGCGGCUGCAGAACCUGUGGGUGUGA
This is a messenger RNA of Sorex fumeus (smoky shrew), 686 nucleotides long. RefSeq names its product TNF receptor superfamily member 18 (gene TNFRSF18). The coding region runs from base 3 to 686 and encodes 227 amino acids. Gene Ontology annotation, biological process: negative regulation of apoptotic process; positive regulation of cell adhesion. Gene Ontology annotation, cellular component: plasma membrane; external side of plasma membrane. The transcript has 5 exons. Gene Ontology annotation, molecular function: tumor necrosis factor receptor activity; protein binding. The record is from RefSeq and is a predicted model, not a curated record. NCBI's taxonomy places the organism in Eukaryota, Metazoa, Chordata, Mammalia, Eulipotyphla, Soricidae.